Dreissena polymorpha is the source of this 1199-nucleotide messenger RNA. RefSeq names its product proliferating cell nuclear antigen-like. The record is from RefSeq and is a predicted model, not a curated record. The transcript has 6 exons. NCBI's taxonomy places the organism in Eukaryota, Metazoa, Mollusca, Bivalvia, Myida, Dreissenidae. The coding region runs from base 166 to 948 and encodes 260 amino acids. Gene Ontology annotation, cellular component: PCNA complex. Gene Ontology annotation, biological process: translesion synthesis; mismatch repair; regulation of DNA replication. Gene Ontology annotation, molecular function: DNA binding; DNA polymerase processivity factor activity.
AUUAUUAUUUCUGCGUAGGUCAGCCGAAACAUAUAGGGACAAAGAAAUCUUUAAUCAUCGUUUUACAUCGAAAGUUUGUAACGUAUCUAUUUAUUGGGACUAUUGUUUGGAAGUGAAUUUUUCACAAUUUUGUUGAUAGUUUUUACGGUUAUUAAACUAUAAAAAAUGUUCGAAGCCAGAUUAGUGCAGGGUUCCCUGUGGAAGAAAAUCAUAGAUGCCGUCAAAGACUUACUUCAAGAAGCAAAAUGGGAUUGCAACGCGAGUGGUAUCACAUUGCAAGCGAUGGACAGUUCUCAUGUAAGCUUAGUGUCGUUGAAUUUGAGGAGCGAAGGAUUUGACACCUACCGCUGCGACAGAAAUCUUUCCAUGGGAAUCAAUUUAGGAAGCAUGGCUAAGAUUAUUCGGUGUGCUGGAAAUGAUGAUGUUAUAACAUUGAAGACUGGCGACGAUGCAGACACUGUUACUUUUGUGUUUGAAUCUCCAAAUAAUGAAAAAGUGUCUGAUUACGAGAUCAGGCUACUAGAUCUGGACACCGAACAUCUUGGUAUUCCAGAAACUGAGUACAGCUGUGUUGUGAAGAUGCCCUCGGCUGAAUUUCAACGCAUAUGUAGAGACCUGAGUCAGAUUGGAGAAUCGGUUGUAAUAUGCUGUACCAAGGAGGGUGUCAAAUUUUCUGCAACUGGUGAUCUUGGAACAGGAAAUAUCAAACUUGCACAAAACUCCAGUGCUGACAAGGAAGAAGAAGCAGUCAUAAUCGAGAUGAACCAGGCUGUAACACUUACCUUUGCCUUGCGCUAUCUGAAUUUCUUCACCAAGGCUACUCCCAUAUCUGGACAAGUGACACUAUCCAUGUCUGCUGAUGUACCUUUAGUUGUGGAGUACAAGGUUGCAGAUAUGGGCUACCUCCGCUUCUACCUGGCCCCCAAGAUGGAGGAUGCAGACGACUGAGCACCUGUCGGCCAUGGAUGAACACAACUGUUUCAGUUGACUUCAUUAUUUAAGUUUGAACUUGAUCCAAUAAGGGACUAAUCGAUACUUUUGAUGAAAUGUCUUACAAGUGCUAUUAACAAAUCAGAUUGUUCACUUGCAAUUAUUGGCAUGCGACAUUCUGUGUAAAUAUGAUGUUUUGCCAAUCAUGAACAAUUCAGAGUAACAUGUAAUGUUUUGUUGUCUAUUGUGCAUAAAUUAUUGGAAUUUCA